This is a messenger RNA of Saccoglossus kowalevskii, 1476 nucleotides long. RefSeq lists its product as uncharacterized. The record is from RefSeq and is a predicted model, not a curated record. NCBI's taxonomy places the organism in Eukaryota, Metazoa, Hemichordata, Enteropneusta, Harrimaniidae. Gene Ontology annotation, molecular function: protein binding.
UUCAACAAUAGUCUGUUUCAUACGCAGAGCCUCGUUAUACACAAUACAUUGACAUGCUAAUGAAUAGAGGUUCGCCUUCUAUUCAACAUCACCGAUCCACCCAGUCAACCAUCAGUGUUAACGUUAAUAUCACCCUGUGAAAGUUAAAAAUCUAUUGGCGAUUUAUUUCGACACGUGCAUGUGUAACAUUUGUAGUAAAGACUUAUUUGAAUAACGCACAUCCCAGGAACGCACACAGGGACCAUGGUACAUAUUAUUAGAGACGUUAUUAAAAUAUCAUCUGUCUUAGUUGUAUUUAUGUACGGAGUUGCCGCAGAGCUAUGUCCAAACUCGUGUACGUGUUCUGAUGGAAACAUCGACUGCGGAAGUCAACAACUCACUGAAGUACCAAGACAUCUUCCAGCAAACACCACGUUGUUUAAUUUAUCAAAUAAUGCUAUUACAGUGUUGCUGGAUAACCAAUUUGCAGGUAUGCUAGAAUUGCAAAGUUUAUAUUUGGACAACAACGAAUUGGAGCACAUUGAAGCCACAUCAUUCCUUGGUUUGUCCAAUCUGGUAACAUUGCAUUUACAACACAAUAGAAUACAUUACAUCCUAAGUUCGUUCUUUAUUGGAACACCAAGCUUGCGUGAACUGAAUAUUCAAGGUAAUCUUCUGCGUAACUUACCGCCAUUGACAUUCUUAAGUAACGCAAGUGUUGACCUCACCGUGAAUCCGUGGACAUGUGACUGUCACAUGACAGAUUACAAGGAAUGGUUAGAGACGAUUCCGGAAUCUACCAAGACUAGUUUUGAUCUGUCGUGUCAGAAUCCAACACGACUAUCGGGACAAAGUUUAGACCACGUGGACAGUAGAAGUUUAGUUUGUCCUGCGCCUCCUGUUUUUUCCGAUAAAUUCAACUUGAUUGUAGUUGUGGAAGGCGAAAAUGCCGAAAUUGAGUGUGGACUCGAUGGUGGUCAUAUCGAUGAAAUAAUAUGGAUUUUACCCGACAAAAGUCUUAUGGUUGACGGCACUUACAGAGACAAUGUACUUUUGCUAAACCACGGCAGAACACUUGUUAUUGUGAGAGCAGAACAACAACUGAAUGGCGUAUACGUGUGCAUCGCUCAAAACGGAACUCAACAAAGGACAUUCGUGCACGGUGUAAAUGUGACCUCCGACAACGACGACACUUCGGGUGGCUCACGCGUCGUGAUAAAAGAAGUAUGUCGGAGUCAUGAAACCAGUAGCUAUAUCGGUGUCUUCUUGGGCGGAUUCCUGCUCGCUGUUGCGUUCGCCGCAUGCGCAUAUCCAAUCUUCAGAUACUGCCGGUCACGUGUCAGAAAGACGUUAGAGUUUCGAGAUAGUUCCAAUAGGCCACCGUACGUAUGUGAAAAUAAUGGAGUUAAUCUCCAAGACUUCCAUGCUGGUGAACAAGGAAUAUAAAUAUCUUUGGAAGUUAUCUGUACUUGACUUUGUUAUUAAACCAAAAUGUGA